Molecule: messenger RNA, 3624 nt
Organism: Andrographis paniculata
Lineage: Eukaryota; Viridiplantae; Streptophyta; Magnoliopsida; Lamiales; Acanthaceae
Product: ABC transporter G family member 28-like
Exons: 14
Coding region: 108-3437 (1109 amino acids)
Molecular function (GO): ATP binding; ATP hydrolysis activity; ABC-type transporter activity
Source: RefSeq, a predicted model, not a curated record
CCCCGCCAUUUCUUCCUCCAACAAACUCUGCUCCCAACCAACGAUCCAUUCUUCUUCCUUUUCUCUUUCGAUCGAUCCAUCGAAUAACAACACCAACAAGGAAUGCCAUGCCGUUGUCCCCAAAUCUCAACAAGAAUGACAAUCUCACAAUAAUGGCCAUCAAUUUACUGUUGACGCUGACGUUAGCCCUCUCCUUCGGCGCAACCUCCGUUGCCGCAGCCGCAGGCGAGGUACCCACCGGCGCCGUAGACUCUGGCUCCGCCGCCUCCAGCAUCCUCGCCAAGUCGGUCUUCAAAACUUUCGUCAAUGCUUCCACUUUCGUUACCCCGGAGAUCAAAAAGCACCUGGAAUUUUGCGUCAGCGACAUGGAUGCUGAGUGGGACGCUGCGUUUAAUUUCUCCAAGAACACGGACUUCUUGUCGGCAUGCCUAAAUAAGAACAGAGAUGCUAUGCAGAGGUUGUGCACUGCAGCAGAGGUGGUGUUCUAUGGUGCUGGUCUGGUGGAGAGUUCGGAAAGUGGGAGCACGAAAAGCGGGGGUUUCCUGAAACUGAACAAGAAUUGCAACUUAUCGUCAUGGCCAGCAGGUUGUGAGCCAGGGUGGGCGUGUAGUGUUGGCGAGGGGAAAGUAAACUUUAAAGAUGCUAAAGAAAUGCCCCUUAGAGUUAAUGAUUGCAAGCCUUGUUGUGAAGGCUUCUUCUGUCCUCAGGGUCUUACCUGCAUGAUACCCUGCCCUUUGGGAUCUUACUGUCCUUUGGCAGUACUCAACAACAGCACAGGCGUUUGUGAUCCGUAUACGUAUCAACUACCUCCAGGACAAUCAAAUCACACCUGCGGUGGAGCUGAUAUUUGGGCUGAUUUUCAACGUGGUAAACAGAUAUUUUGUACGGGAGGAUCUUACUGUCCUACUACCACCCAGAAACUUCCGUGCAGUAAAGGACAUUUUUGCCGGACUGGGUCGACAUCCCAAAUAAGUUGCUAUCAAUUGGCAACUUGUGACGAGCAAGCUGAAAAUCAGAAUAUCACGGCUUAUGGUAUUAUCUUCUUUGGCGGCAUUACUCUGGUACUUAUGAUAAUAUAUAACUGCUCGGGACAAGUUCUCAGUACUCGAGAAAAAAGGCAGGCGAAAUCCAGAGAAGCUGCUGCCAGAAGUGCCAAGGAGACGGUGCAGGCACGUGAGAAAUGGAAGUCUGCAAAAGAAGUUGCCCGGAGAGGUGCAAGUGAGCUCCAAUCACAGCUGUCGCGAACAUUCUCACGCAAGAAAUCGGUCAGUGUCAAUGCAGGAAAGGAUUCAAAAUCUGGUGAUCAUAAAUUGCCACCUAGUGGACCUGACUCAAAGGGGAAGAAGAAAAGGGAAAGCAACCUCACAAAAAUGAUGCGUGACAUUGAAGAAAACUCCGACAAUGAGGAUGGAUUCAAUGUCGAAAUUGGAGACAAAAAUUUGAAAAAGAAUGCAGCAAAAGCCAAGCAAUUGCACACACGCAGCCAGAUUUUCAAGUACGCAUAUGGUCAGAUUGAAAAGGAGAAGGCGCUGCAGGAGCAGACAAACAAUUUGACCUUCUCCGGCGUAAUAUCAAUAGCUUCCGACAUGGAAAUCACAGCCAGGCCGCCUAUUGAGGUCUUUUUCCAAGAUCUGACUCUUACAUUGAGAGGCAAAAAUAAGCAUCUCUUAAGAUGUGUGACAGGCAAGCUCGUACCCGGGCAUGUUUCUGCUGUCAUGGGUCCGUCGGGUGCUGGUAAGACGACUUUUCUUUCAGCUUUGACUGGAAAAGCUGCCGGAUGCACCAUCACUGGAAAUAUACUUAUAAAUGGGAAGGAUGAACCCAUGCGAUCGUACAAGAAAAUUAUAGGAUAUGUACCUCAAGAUGAUAUAGUUCAUGGAAACCUGACGGUUGAGGAAAAUCUCUGGUUCAGUGCUCGCUGCAGGCUGCAAGCUGAUCUACCCAAACCAGAGAAGGUCCUGGUUGUUGAAAGGGUAAUUGAAUCGUUGGGAUUGCAGCCUGUUAGAGACUCUCUAGUAGGUACAGUUGAGCAGAGAGGGAUAUCCGGAGGUCAGAGGAAACGUGUUAAUGUUGGACUAGAAAUGGUUAUGGAACCUUCAUUGUUAAUCUUAGAUGAGCCGACAUCCGGCUUGGAUAGUUCCUCUUCUUUGCUAUUGCUCAGAGCCCUUCGACGUGAAGCUCUUGAAGGAGUUAACAUAUGCAUGGUGGUUCACCAACCGAGUUACACCUUAUACAAAAUGUUCGAUGAUUUGAUACUUCUUGCCAAGGGAGGCCUCACAGUGUACCAUGGACCAGUAAAGAAAGUCGAAGAGUAUUUUACAGGUCUCGGAAUCCAAGUCCCUGACAGGGUGAAUCCUCCGGAUUACUUCAUUGACAUUUUGGAGGGCAUCGUCAAACCGACCAAUCCCACAGCUGUAAAUUAUAAGGAGCUUCCUUUGCGGUGGAUGCUUCAUAAUGGCUACCCUGUACCCCCGGACAUGCUUGAUUCUGCAGGAAUGUCGCCUGCGCCCGGAGGAGAUUCAGUCAGUGCAAGUCCAUCUGCUAAUAAGCUUGACUUGGAUACAUCCUUUUUUAGGGAUCUGAUUCAGGAUUUCAAGUUUAGUAUUGGACAGAAGUCAGACAAGAUUUUACAUAAUUUUACCAAGUCCGUGGACUUGUCUGAGAGGGAAACUCCUAGUGUCCUCCUCCAAUACAAGUAUUUCGUCGGAAGGGUUGGGAAGCAGAGAUUGAGAGAAGCUCGGAUACAAGCCGUGGAUUACUUAAUUCUACUACUGGCAGGAAUCUGCUUAGGUACACUGGCCAAAGUGAGCGACGAAACCUUUGGUUCAACAGGAUAUCUGUACACGGUUAUUGCAGUUUCUCUUCUAUCUAAGAUUGCUGCAUUGAGAUCAUUUUCUUUGGAUAAGCUGCAUUACUGGCGAGAGAGCGCUUCCGGAAUCAGCAGCCUGGCGUACUUUAUGGCAAAGGACACGAUUGAUAAUUUCAACACUUUUGUGAAGCCUGCUGUCUAUCUUUCCAUGUUCUACUUCUUCAACAAUCCUAGGUCCACCGUUUACGACAACUACUUUGUCCUCGUCUGCCUUGUGUACUGCGUCACCGGCAUCGCUUACAUUCUUGCCAUCUACUUCGAACCGGGACCUGCCCAGCUGUGGUCGGUGUUGCUCCCCGUUGUGCUUACGCUCAUCGCCAACCAAGACGGAAACACAUUUACUUCGAAGCUCGGAGACUUUUGCUACACAAAGUGGGCGUUGGAAGCGUUCCUCCUAACGAACGCCAACAGGUACUCGGGAGUGUGGCUGAUACAAAGAUGCGGGGCGCUACGGCAAAAAGGUUAUAACUUGAAACACUACUACCCUUGCUUAGGAUACCUUGUGGCUGCGGGCUUGGUAAGCAGGUUUUUUGCUUACUUCAUUCUGAUCACAUUCCAGAAAAAAUAAUUAGAAACUGGAAAAAUAUUGCUGUUAUUACAAGAGAAGAGGAGUGUAAGAACAGUAGAGUUAAUAGGGGCGGGACGCUGUGGCGGGGGUGGUGGUGGUGGUGGUUUUAUACCAUACUAUGUAUAGAUAGAUAUGUGGAGAUCUUGAUUAAUGCUAAUUUUAUGUGUAAAUACAUAUGUAUAUUUUU